Messenger RNA from Cooperia oncophora, 471 nucleotides. The record is from the annotation of a GenBank genome assembly. Lineage: Eukaryota; Metazoa; Nematoda; Chromadorea; Rhabditida; Trichostrongylidae.
AUGAAGAUGUUCGUCUUUAGGUAUGUUAACAACAGUGAAAUUGCUACUUCGGCGGACAGGAUUGAGCUAGGAUUCAAAAAUAAGUUCAUCAAGAUUUCCAAUAUCAACCAACAAAAUGAAGGGACGUAUGCAUGUGUGGCGCUGAACAUAGCCGGCAGUGACACUAUCCUCUACACAGUCAGCGUUGUGCAAGCUCCCAUGAUUCCCGGUGGUGGAACACAGUCAGUAGCCGAGGGUAAACUGGCGAGUAUUGAAUGCGCGGCUGAGGGCUAUCCGACUCCUGUCAUCAGUUGGUUAAGAAAUGGCUUACGAGUAGAAAGCGGAGUACAAGGACUCCGCUAUGUUUCAGAAGGGAAAAAGCUCAGUAUUAUCGAAGCGCGAAGUUCCGAUUCUGGCAUAUAUGUUUGUGAAGCGACGAACGAGGCAGGAACAGCGCGCCAAGCGUAUACUCUCGAAGUGUUGGGUAAGUGA